GAAGGUUUCCAGUGAAGAGAUUUGGACCUCACAAAAAGCGUCUGGUCACUGGUGAGGCUUGAGAGAUCCUCAUUCCUCAAAACCUUUUUCCUCUUUUGUUCUUAUUACUAAACCCUAAUAAAGCUUUUCCCGUCAAAGGCACAGCCUCGUAUUCUUUCCAUUUUGAUUCCAUGAAUCUCUGAUUGUAACGGUUUUCUAGCAGAUACCCACUACUGGUUUUGCAAUUUUCCUUGGUGUGUCUCUCUUAUUUCGAUCUAAAUUGCAGUGUUGAAGAAGAUAGACUAGUCUCUCUCUCUCUCUCUCUCUCUCUUGAAGAAACUGAAACUUGUUGGGUUGAGUGGUUGAAAGGAUGGUAGGAGCUGUGUCCAUCGUGGGUUCUGCAGUUGUGGACUCUCAUACCUGUCCAUGUCUCUGUUUGGAUGCUCUUUCAUCUUCUGGAAUGAAUUUUAAGAGCACAAAUGAUAUUGGGUUGUCUAGAAAUUUAAUGGUAAGGAAGCAAUUGAAAAGAAAUGGAUCGUUGGAGCUAAGCAGCUCAUUUGUGGAUGCUUGGCAUGAGUGGCGUCUUUCAACGAAAGUAUUUUCGGGAUUUGUGAAUGUCCAGCAUUCAAGGAAACAGAACAAGGGUCGGAGUCUUGCUAUCGUUGAUGAACUUGGAGGACAAUAUGAAGAUAGUUUCGAAGAUGUUCAAAGGCAAAUGCUCAACUAUUUUACAUACAAAGCUGUGAGGACUGUUCUUACGCAGCUUUAUGAGAUGAACCCGACACAGUACCGGUGGUUUUAUGAUUUUGUAUCAACAAAUCAACCUGCAGAUGGAAAGCGUUUCAUUCGUAACCUUGUGAAGGAGAAGCAGGAUCUUGCUGAAAGAGUGAUGGUAACUCGCCUUCACCUGUAUGGUAAAUGGGUCAAGAAAUGUGAUCAUGCUGCAAUAUAUAAAGAAAUUUCUGAUCAGAAUUUGGAGUUGAUGCGUGAACGACUCAUUGAAACUGUGAUAUGGCCAUCCGACAACACACACUGAAAAGAUUGGCUGAUGGGUUAACCCUUUAUCUUGGCUUUGAAGAGCUGUUCUUUAUUUGUUGUUCUUAAUGUAUCAGUAUAUCUUUGCUCUAUGUUUGGCCAGUUAGGUCCCUAAAGGCUUUCUAGAUUUUUUUUCCCCACAACCAAAGGAAAUGUUGUAAGCUGUAUUCUUGCAUGUGUAUAUACAUAUUGAUAGAAAAUUUCAGUUCAGAGUUCA
Messenger RNA from Macadamia integrifolia, 1231 nucleotides. RefSeq names its product chaperonin-like RbcX protein 2, chloroplastic. The record is from RefSeq and is a predicted model, not a curated record. NCBI's taxonomy places the organism in Eukaryota, Viridiplantae, Streptophyta, Magnoliopsida, Proteales, Proteaceae. Gene Ontology annotation, biological process: ribulose bisphosphate carboxylase complex assembly. Gene Ontology annotation, molecular function: protein folding chaperone. The coding region runs from base 350 to 1015 and encodes 221 amino acids. The transcript has 5 exons.